Molecule: messenger RNA, 1703 nt
Organism: Linum trigynum
Lineage: Eukaryota; Viridiplantae; Streptophyta; Magnoliopsida; Malpighiales; Linaceae
Source: the annotation of a GenBank genome assembly
CUUUUCAACGGGUACCUCUCUCUUAUCUUAGGGCCCUUAAUCAUGAUUAGUAGCCGGCGGCACUAUUAAGCUUUUGUGACGAGAACCCGAUUAGUAGAUAUCUUAUCCCUAAAUCAAAUUUCCUUUUAUAUAAAAAAAAAAAAAAACAGUGGAGGAAAAGGACAACACGCGGCUGUAUAUAAUAAGCCUCCAUCUCUAGCCUGUCUGGAGAAGAAAACAGAGCAUCGAUCCAUCCAUCCAUCCAUCGCUCGCCGCCAUGAACAGGAAUUUGAAGAACGCCGUGAUCGCGUUCCUCGUCCCGCUCCCUUCAAUUCUCUUCUACCUCUCCUUCAUCCGCAACUUCGAAUCCGCCGCCAUUGCAGACGGCUCCGGAGCAGCCGCUCUCUCCCCUGUCUGGGCAUGGUGCGCUACCCACCCGCUUCUGCUCGCCAACGUCCUCUUCUUCCUCAACGUCAAUGUCGUCUUCUGGGUCGUCAGCCAGUGCAUUUCCAGCCACUGGAUGAUAGAUUUGUACUGGACGGUGAUACCAGUGAUGCUCGUAUACUACUACGCAAAUUUCCCGUUGGCUCAGUUCGACGGAUGGCGAUCGGGGAUCGUCAUCGCCAUGACUUGGCUGUGGAGCUUGAGGCUCACCCACAAUUACUUGAGGCGGGAGAAGUGGCAGUUUGGCGCCCGGGAGGACUGGAGGUUCACUGAUAUGAGCCGCCAGUACGGCGGGAAUUGGUGGUGGAUGUGCUUCUUCUCCGUCUACGUCUCUCAGCAGGUGUUCUUGAUGGGUAUAUGCCUGCCAAUGUACAUCAUCCACACAGUCGACAAGCCUCUGAACGUCUGGGAUUUCGCCGCGGUUGCAGUUUGCCUAACUGGGAUCGUCGUCGCCUACUUUGCUGAUACCCAGCUCCACGAAUUCGUCACGAGGAACGAGGUACUGGAAGGGCUCGGGAAACCGAAGGUGCCCAAUCUCGACAGAGGAAUGUGGAGCUACUCUCGCCAUCCGAACUACUUCGGGGAGCAGCUGUGGUGGUGGGGAUUGGCUCUGUUCGCAUGGAAUCUCGGCCAUGGAUGGGCUUCAGCAGGCGCUCUCGUCAACAGUCUGUGCCUAGCUUAUGUCACCGUGCUUGUGGAGAGGCGGAUGCUGGAGCAAGAGUAUAGAGCGGAGGCUUAUAGGUUGUAUCAGAAGACUACUUCUGUUUGGAUCCCCUGGGUGAAGUCAUCUGCAUUCGCGGUGAAAGAUAAGAGCACUUGAAUCUGGUCCACCGAUGCUUUCAUGUCAGUGGUUAUGGUUUAUCUGGAAGAAGUUGUUACUGUUUUGGACUAUUGCUGCUGCUGCCAAGCAGGUGUUGUUUGUAUGAAGAUGUGUAUGAAUUUAGUUCAGUUUCUGUUAUCAAGCUGAUCAAUAGACAUAACAACUGACAGAAAGCAUCACCCUCAAGGCACAAUGGCCUAUACGGUACAAGUUUAACCUAUAACUGCGUAAAAUGUGAAUACAAGGACGUGAAUCCAAUCGUUAAAGAAAGCGAAUUCACUACAACUUUAACUAAACUGAUGAUAUUCAAGUAUUCAACUAUGUUGACAGGACAGAUAAUUUCCAGUCAUUAUGUAGAUUCCGAAUUUAAUGACCAAAAUCAUAUGAAUUUGGUUCUUAACGAGCAGUUCAACCGUAUUAUUGUUCCAUAAACACUUCAUUAUAAAUUGAGAACUUUAAC